UCCGCCUGCAAGGCAGCUUUUCGGGGGCUCGAAAACCACCGGCUACUUCCUGUUCUGAGCGUUCCGAGCCGACUCGUGAGUUAAUGGUGGGAAGCCCGUGUUACUAUUAAAACUUUGAUUCCUCCGCUAUCGCAUUGCAGGCGUAACCCCGCCCAUUGAAACAGAAACCCGUCCGCUCUCCGAGGACAUGAUUUUCUCCGCGACGCGUUGUCUCAUUUGCAUUGUUUUCCAGCAACGCUGCGUCUAAGUGACUUACACAAUGGACAAAGACACUGUGUUGACUCAUAUCCUGAAGCCGAGGGGCAUGUCGACACUUCUUGGUGGAGAGCCGCCCGUCAGCGUGAUAAACAACAAUAAGUACAUAUCCCAGCUGACCCCAGACGCUCAGCUGACAGAUAGAAAUGUCGACGACAACUCGCCCUCCCUUGAUCACGCCAUCCACACCGCCCUGACUGGGGACAUCAAAACUGUGAUACUGAUGGGCCCUGAAGGAUCAGGUAAAACCACUGCACUUGAGAAGCUAGUUGUGGACUGGGCCAAAGGCGAACAGCUUCAACGCUUUUCUUGUGUUUUCUUUCUCCGGCUGAGGGAGAUAAGUUCUCUUGAAGGCACGCUGUCAUUGGAGGCUUUACUGCAACGCCAUUGCAGUCAUAUUCCUCCUGAGUACAUGCCCCUAGUUCUGCAGAAGCCUGAGGACGUGUUGUUUGUUUUCGAUGAUCCUGACCAACACCAACUUUGCCUGGACCCCUCCGCCCACGUCCUCUGCUCUGACCCCAGCCGGGCAGCCUCAGUGUCGUGUUUGAUAGCCAGUCUGCUUUACGGAUCUCUGCUGAAAGGAGCUUCCUUUGUGGUGGCAACCAGGCCGACGGUAUGUCUUAAGUUUCUGAGUGCCGCCUGGGUGGAAGUGUUGGGGUUUCUGAAACCCCAAAGAGAGGCGUACUUUAACGGGUUCUUUACCGACCCAGCCUCUGCCAAUACAGCACUAAUGCACAUGGAAAGGACUCUAGGUUUUUACGAUUUCUGCACCUCUCCUAGAUUGUGUUGGACAGUUUGUUCUAUUUACAAGACUCUGAUGGACGCUGGAGCAAAACUUCCUGAAACAUUAUCUCAGCUCUUUGUAGAUAUCCUGGUUCACCUGAUUCAGGCGCUCUCGCUAAACAAGGCCUGCAACAGAGAACUAAUGCUGGCCCUCGGCAAGAUGGCCUCUCAUUGCUCUCUCAACCAGCAUUCAAGCUGCACCAAAGAGGAACUUCAUUCCUUUGGUUUUCAACCAUUUCUCACCUCAGUUGGUGUUUUCUUGCAAGUAGAUGGAGACCUGCACUCAGAUGCAUGUGUUUUGUCUUUCAUCUCCCAGCUGAUGCAGGAUUUCAUCCUGGCCGUGUCUUUCUUUUUGGACAAGUCAACGUCUGAGGGAGUGGAGAAGAUGUUGGAAGAGCACAAAGGUCAAACAAAGUUCCUAGAUCUCUUCUUGUCGGGGCUCUCCGAGCCAGCUCAGCGCAGUCCGCUGGAGACCCUGCUGGGGGAGUUCAACUCAGAUCAGAUCAUGCAUUUCAGACGCUGGUUUAAAAGCAGCUCAGAGGAAACGCUGGAGGGAUGUUACAAAGACAAGCACCACCGCUGCUUCCAUCUGCUUCAUCAAGCUCAAAAUAAGAGUUUGGUGAAAGAGAUCAUCACCCCGUCAGCACGAACCGGCAUCAGCUAUGGCGACCUGAGCCUCCAGGACUGCAUAGCUCUGAAUUAUGUGGUCACGUGCCUCGAUGAGAUGGAGCGGUUGAAUCUGUACGGAACAAGGAAUUUGACGGAGGAAAAAGCAGAGGUCCUGGCUCCAGCUAUGAGCUUGUCACAGAAGAUACUCUUGUCAGACAGCUCUUUGAGUACUGGGGCUGUCCAUCAUCUGGCUUCAGCUCUCAGCAGAGGACUCACCGAGGAGCUGGAUCUCUCUUAUACCCGCCUUGGAGAUGAAAAGUUAAAACUUCUCUGUGCUGGACUCAGAGACUGCAAACUGCACAACUUAAAACUUCUAGCAUGCAGACUGACUGAGGCAAGCUGUGAAGAUCUGGUGUCUGUGCUGACCUCAGGCACCUCUCAGCUGCGUGUGUUAGGACUGAUGUGUAAUCAGAUCGGGGACCAGGGCUUCAUGAAACUGUGCAAAGCACUGCACAGUCCUCAAUGCAAACUAAAGGAGCUCCAGCUACAAGGCUGCGAGAUGACUGCAGCAUCCAUGGAGGCUUUAUCAGCAGCUUUGUGUACUGGGAAAUCAGAGCUGAGGAAAGUGGACCUGACACAAAACACGAUUGGUGACAGUGGAGUGGAGGCUUUGUGCAAGUCCCUGCAACACCCACUGUGUAAACUGCAGAGCCUCAAACUGUUUGAUAAUGAGCUGACAGGUGCCUGCUGUCCUCAUUUGAUGGAGGCCUUGAUGGCUGAGCACUGCUCUCUGUCAGAACUGGAUCUUUCUGUGAAUGAUUUGGGCCAGAAGGGGGCACUGCUGCUCUGCCAGGCCCUCAGUCAACCCAGAUGUCCAGUGGAAAAACUUGGGCUGACACGGUGUGAGUUAACCCAGCCGGUCUUCAAGGAACUGGGCUCAGUGCUGAGAAGUGGGACUUCUCGACUCAAGUCCCUGAUUGUAGGUAUGAAUAAAGUUGGAGACCAAGGGGUUAAACAUCUUUGGGAUGCUGUUUCACACCCAAGCUGUCUGUUGGAGGAACUGGAUGUUGAAAUGACUCAUUUGACGGAUGCCUGUGUUGAGGACUUGUGUGCGGCUGUAAGAGCCAGUAAGACUUUGAAGAGCCUGGAACUGAGGAACAACUCUCUGACUAAUGCCUCUGUCCCAGCCCUCAUCCAGGUCAUGGAGGACAGCCACAGCAUGCAGGAGAUGAACCUGAAGUACAACGACUUCUGUGAAGAGGUUUUUGACAUGUUGGACGAGUGUGAUAAAAUACGUUACUGAAGAGGGCGGAUUGGGGUCCAUCCAUCUCAAAGACUGCUACAAGAUCACAUACUGCACUGAGCUCUGCCAUGCUGUUAUUAGAGCUGAUGCACUGGGGGGGGGGGGCGAAAAUUUGUUGCUUUGCUCUGCCUUAUGGGAAACUAAAUUAAAAUAUCUUUAGGUUUUGGACUGUCGGUUGGACCAAACAAGCAAUAUGAUAAAUUCACCUUUAGGAACUUGUGAUGACUGUUCUUACACUUUAUAACCCAAAUGAUUAAUGAACAUAAUCGUCAGUUGCAGCCCUACUCAUUAUACAAUCAAGUUCACUAUCUACAACUUAAUAAGAGCCCUUCAACACACGAAUCACUGGAUUUGAUGCAAUAAUUUUUUAUUUAGAAAACUUUGGCAUUUUAAAGAAAGAUACUAGGCAUUUGGAAUUUCUAAGCUUACAGGAGAGUAAGCAGUAUAGUCAGUAAGGCAAAUGCAGUGAUUUGUUUUACAGCUGUAAAAUAUAUUACCAAAUUCACUAAUAAAAUCUCUAUCCUGACAGUAGCAGUUUAGAGAUGCACUGAUAGGCAACUGCUGCAAUUUCUAACCUUGAGGAGAGACAGACACACACACACACACACACACACACACACACACACACACACACACACACACACACACACACACACACACACACACAGCGAAGUGCAGGCAGACCACAAGCAUUUCUCUCGUCUACUUCUGUAAGCAAAGAUCAGGAGUAAACCUCACAUAGUGUAAACGUGACACAGUAACACAGUGCUAAGUCUGGAUUCCACACAAGGAGUUGCCCUGUGGCCAGACCUCUCUCCAUUUGAACAACUCAGCAAAAAAAAAAAAAAAAAAAAAAAAA
Xiphias gladius (swordfish) is the source of this 3809-nucleotide messenger RNA. Its product is annotated as NACHT, LRR and PYD domains-containing protein 12. Lineage: Eukaryota; Metazoa; Chordata; Actinopteri; Istiophoriformes; Xiphiidae. Gene Ontology annotation, cellular component: cytoplasm. Gene Ontology annotation, molecular function: protein binding. The transcript is spliced from 9 exons. The record is from RefSeq and is a predicted model, not a curated record. The coding region runs from base 260 to 2950 and encodes 896 amino acids.